Molecule: messenger RNA, 3102 nt
Organism: Cebus imitator (Panamanian white-faced capuchin)
Lineage: Eukaryota; Metazoa; Chordata; Mammalia; Primates; Cebidae
Product: thyroglobulin
Exons: 22
Coding region: 175-2997 (940 amino acids)
Biological process (GO): thyroid hormone generation
Source: RefSeq, a predicted model, not a curated record
CACUUUAGAGACAGAGUAGAGGAUAAGGCUGGUCAGCUGUCAUGAGCCAGAUUGCAAGGAGCUGAAUUCUGACAUCUCUGUAGCUACUGCAGGACCAAAGGUCUGACACCCCUAGAAGGAACUCAAGGCACCUUUGCCAAUUUUCAGCAGGUUUAUCUCUGGAAAGAUUCUGACAUGGGGUCUCGGCCUGAGUCUGUGGGAUGCAGAAAAGGCACAGUGCCAAGGCCAACAUCUCUAACAGAAACAGGCUUGACAACAGAACUUUUCUCCCCUGUGGACCUUGACCAGGUCAUUGUCAAUGAAAAUCGAUCACUGCCCAGCCAGAAGCAUUGGCUUUUCAAGCACCUGUUUUCAGCCCAGCAGGCAAAUCUGUGGUGCCUUUCUCGUUGUGUACAGGAACACUCUUUCUGUCAGCUCGCAGAGAUAAUAACAGACAGUGGUUCCAUGUACUUCACCUGCACCCUCUACCCAGAGGUGCAGGAGUGUAAUGACAUCAUGGAGUCCAGUCCCCAGGGCUGCAGACUGAUCCUGCCUCAGAGGCCAAUGGCCCUGUUCCGGAAGAAAGUUAUACUGGAAGAUAAAGUGAAGAACUUUUACACUCGCCUGCCGUUCCAAAAACUGAUGGGGCUAUCCAUUAGAAAUAAAGUGCCCAUGUCUGAAAAAUCUAUUUCUAACGGGUUCUUUGAAUGUGAACGAUUGUGUGAUAUGGACCCAUGCUGCACUGGCUUUGGAUUUCUUAAUGUUUCCCAAUUAAAAGGAGGAGAGGUGACAUGCCUCACUCUGAACAGUUUGGGACUUCAGAUGUGCAGUGAAGAUAAUGGAGGAGCAUGGCGCAUUUUGGACUGUGGCUCUCCUGACAUUGAAGUCCAUACUUAUCCCUUUGGAUGGUACCGGAAGCCCAUUGCUCAAAAUAAUGCUCCCAGUUUUUGCCCUUUGGUUGUUCUGCCUUCUCUCACCGAGAAAGUCUCUCUGGACUCGUGGCAGUCCCUGGCCCUCUCUUCAGUGGUUGUUGAUCCAUCCAUUAGGAACUUUGAUGUUGCUCAUGUCAGCACUGCUACCACCAGCAAUUUCUCUGCAGUCCGAGACCUCUGUUUGUCAGAAUGUUCCCAACAUGAGGCCUGUCUCACCACGACUCUGCAGACCCAACCUGGGGCUGUGAGAUGUAUGUUCUAUGCUGAUACCCAAAGCUGCACACAUAGUCUGCAGGGCCAGUACUGCCGACUUCUGCUUCGUGAAGAGGCCACCCACAUCUACCGGAAACCAGGAAUCUCUCUGCUCAGCUAUGACGCAUCUGUACCUUCUGUGCCCAUUGCCACCCAUGGCCAGCUGCUGGGCAGGUCCCAGGCCAUCCAGGUGGGCACCUCAUGGAAGCAAGUGGACCAGUUCCUUGGAGUUCCAUAUGCUGCCCCGCCCCUGGCAGAGAGGCGCUUCCGGGCACCGGAGCCCUUGAACUGGACAGGGUCCUGGGAUGCCAGCAAGCCAAGGGCCAGCUGCUGGCAGCCAGGCACCCGAACAUCCAUGUCUCCUGGAGUCAGUGAAGAUUGCUUGUAUCUCAAUGUGUUCAUCCCUCAGAAUGUGGCUCCAAACACGUCCGUGCUGGUGUUCUUCCACAACACCAUGGAGGGGGAGGGGAGUGAAGGAUGGCCGGCUAUCGACGGCUCCUUCCUGGCUGCUGUUGGCAACCUCAUCAUGGUCACUGCCAGCUACCGAGUGGGUGUCUUCGGCUUCCUGAGUUCUGGGUCCGGAGAAGUGAGUGGCAACUGGGGGCUUCUGGACCAGGUGGCAGCUCUGACCUGGGUGCAGACCCACAUCCGAGCAUUUGGCGGGGACCCUCGGCGCGUGUCCCUGGCAGCAGACCGUGGCGGGGCUGAUGUGGCCAGUAUCCACCUUCUCACGGCUAGGGCCACCGACUCCCGACUCUUCCGGAGAGCUGUGCUGAUGGGAGGCUCCGCACUUUCCCCGGCCGCCAUCAUCAGCCAUGAGAGGGCCCAGCAGCAGGCAGUUGCUUUGGCAAAGGAGGUCAGCUGCCCCAUGUCAUCCAGCCAAGAAGUGGUGUCCUGCCUCCGCCAGAAGCCUGCCAAUGUCCUCAAUGAUGCCCAGACCAAGCUCCUGGCCGUGAGUGGCCCUUUCCACUACUGGAGUCCUGUGGUCGAUGGCCAGUUCCUCCGGGAAGCUCCAGCUAGAGCUCUGAAGAGGACUUUACAGGUAGAGGUCGAUCUGCUCAUCGGGAGCUCUCAGGAUGACGGGCUCAUCAACAGAGCAAAGGCUGUGAAGCAAUUUGAGGAAAGUCAAGGCCGGACCAGUAGCAAAACAGCCUUUUACCAAGCGCUACAAAAUUCCCUGGGCGGUGAGGACUCCGAUGCCCGCGUCGAGGCUGCUGCUACCUGGUAUUACUCUCUGGAGCACUCCACGGAUGACUACGCCUCCUUCUCCCGGGCUCUGGAGAAUGCCACCCGGGACUACUUUAUCACCUGCCCUAUAAUCGACAUGGCCAGUGCCUGGGCAAAGAGAACCCGAGGAAAUGUCUUCAUGUACCACGCUCCCAAAAGCUACGGCCAUGGCAGCCUGGAGUUGCUGGCAGAUGUUCAGUUUGCCUUUGGGCUUCCCUUCUAUCCAGCCUACGAGGGGCAGUUUUCUCUGGAGGAGAAGAGCCUGUCACUGAAAAUCAUGCAGUACUUUUCCCACUUCAUCAGAUCAGGAAAUCCCAACUACCCUUAUGAGUUCUCACGGAAAGUGCCUGAAUUUGCAACCCCCUGGCCUGACUUUGUACCCAGCGCUGACGGAGAGAACUACAAGGAGUUCAGUGCACUGCUCCCCAAUCGACAGGGCCUGAAGAAAGCCGAUUGCUCCUUCUGGUCCAAGUACAUCUCGUCUCUGAAAGCAUCUGCAGAUGGAGCCAAGGGCGGGCAGUUGGCAGAGAGUGAAGAGGAGGAGUUGACGGCUGGAUCUGGGCUAAGAGAAGACCUCCUAAGUCUCCAGGAACCCUACAGCAAGUGACCAGCCCCUGAGUGCCCCCAAAACCCCACCCGCGGCUGCCAGCUAUGAGCAUGUUUUUCUCUAAAAUAGCCACUUACUUUCAAUAAAGUAUCUGCAUGCAGUGAA